CCGAAAAAAUUAUCCUCAUUCAUCAACUUCGAAAGUGGGAACACUAAUACCAACUUUCAACUUUUCCUUUGUUCGUCCAUUCAUUCAUCAGCUCGAGAAAACCCCUAAAACAAAAUCCUUUUUCAAACCCAUUUUAAAAUUAAUCCCAAAAACAUAAUAAAAAAAUAAAAAUGAAAAAAGUUAUUCUUAAACCCUUUACUUAAAGUUGAUUAAUUAAACAAUAAUCGUAAUACUGGUAAUUAAGCAUGGAAUCUUUGAUAAUAUAAAAAGGGCACUCUUUUUGCCCCAUUUUUUUUCUCACUCUUCACAGUCACUCUUCUCCUGCCGCUUAUCACUCAAAAUGGCACUUACAACCUGUUGUGCUGCUACUACUGCUGCUGCUAUUCUUUUCUUCUUGGUUGCUAACUUUGCUUCAGCUAUCGAAGAUGGUCUAUUAGUAAAUGGAGACUUCGAGACCCCACCAGCAGGAGGAUUCCUAAGCACAAACGACGGCAUAGUAGACGGGCCCACAACAAUUCCAGGCUGGCAAUCAAACGGCACAGUAGAGCUAGUCUCAUCAGGUCAAAAACAAGGUGCUAUGAUCCUAAUUAUCCCAGGAGGAACACACGCCGUCCGAUUAGGCAACGAAGCUCAAAUCACGCAAGAUCUAAAGGUCGAGAAAGGCUCAGUCUAUGCUGUUACAUUUAGUGCUGCUCGUACUUGUGCUCAACUUGAGUCACUUAAUGUAUCUGUUGUCCCUACUCGAGCAUCCUCAGCCGUUGAUCUUCAGACUGUUUAUACCGAUCAAGGGUGGGAUUCGUAUGCUUGGGCUUUUGAAGCUGAUGAUGAAGAUGUUAAGUUGGUGUUGAUGAAUACUGGUAUGGAAGAGGACCCCACUUGUGGACCUAUUAUUGAUGAUGUUGCUAUUAAGAAGAUGUUUGUUCCUGAUAAGCCCAAAGGUAACGUAGUGCUCAAUGGCGAUUUUGAAGAGGGUCCAUGGUUGUUCAAGAACGAGUCCCUCGGCAUCCUUAUUCCAACCAAUCUCGACGAGGAAACCACUCCAUUACCGGGCUGGAUUGUCGAAUCAAACCGUGCAGUUCGAUACGUGGAUUCAUACCACUUUGAUGUUCCAGAGGGAAAGAGAGCUAUUGAACUCUUGUCAGGAAAAGAAGGCAUCAUAUCACAAAUGGUUGAGACGACACCAAAGAAAGAGUACACCCUAAGCUUCUCAAUGGGACAAGGCGGAGAUAAGUGCAAAGAGCCCCUAGCUAUCAUGGCAUUUGCUGGGGAUCAAGCACAAAACUUCCAUUACACACCCGACUCCAACUCUACUUUCCGUCGAGAGGGCCUCAACUUCACUGCCAAGGCUGACAGGACCCGGAUUGCCUUCUAUAGUGUGUACUACAACACGCAGACUGAUCAUAUGAGCUCUCUUUGCGGUCCAAUGUUGGACGAUGUAAAGGUGUGGGGAGCUUCUGGUUCUUCCAAAAUUGGUGUUGGAAUGUUUGGUCUUGGGUUUUGGAUUGUUGUCCUCAUUUUGGUCUAGAAUUUAGUUAAGAGGUUAGUUAUUAAGUGGGGUGUUAUUUAUAAAUAUAUAUGUAUGGUUAUGAGAAGGUUGUAACUUUUCGAUCUAUAGCGAAGGCUAUUAGAUAACAGCUGCUAGUGAUAAAUAUGUAAGCUUUGAUUAUAUAUAUAUAGUUUUAGUGAGUUCUAUAUUAAUCCAUCAAAUUGAAGUUA
This is a messenger RNA of Chenopodium quinoa (quinoa), 1716 nucleotides long. RefSeq lists its product as uncharacterized. Lineage: Eukaryota; Viridiplantae; Streptophyta; Magnoliopsida; Caryophyllales; Amaranthaceae. The transcript is spliced from 3 exons. Bases 341 to 1525 code for a protein of 394 amino acids. Gene Ontology annotation, cellular component: plasma membrane. The record is from RefSeq and is a predicted model, not a curated record.